ACACCAGCAUUUUGCCCAUCUGUAAAGAUUCUCUCGGGUGGAUGUUCAACAAGCUGGACAUGAAUUACGACCUUCUGCUCGACCAAUCAGAGCUCAGCGCCAUUUACCUUGACAAAUACGAGCUGUGCAUGCGGCCACUGUUCAACUCCUGCGACUCCUUCAAAGAUGGAAAGCUGUCCAACAACGAGUGGUGCUACUGUUUCCAGAAACCUGACGGCAUGCCGUGUCAGAACGAGAUGAACAGGAUUCAUUCUCAGAGCCGGAGGAAGGCUCUGAUAGGUGGGUGGAUUUGAUGAACAGCUGU
Molecule: messenger RNA, 304 nt
Organism: Sinocyclocheilus rhinocerous
Lineage: Eukaryota; Metazoa; Chordata; Actinopteri; Cypriniformes; Cyprinidae
Product: testican-1-like
Exons: 2
Coding region: 42-293 (83 amino acids)
Biological process (GO): anatomical structure development
Molecular function (GO): calcium ion binding; collagen binding; extracellular matrix binding
Source: RefSeq, a predicted model, not a curated record